Messenger RNA from Strongylocentrotus purpuratus (purple sea urchin), 3034 nucleotides. RefSeq names its product DNA repair and recombination protein RAD54-like. NCBI's taxonomy places the organism in Eukaryota, Metazoa, Echinodermata, Echinoidea, Camarodonta, Strongylocentrotidae. The coding region runs from base 127 to 2412 and encodes 761 amino acids. The record is from RefSeq and is a predicted model, not a curated record. Gene Ontology annotation, molecular function: DNA translocase activity; hydrolase activity, acting on acid anhydrides; ATP-dependent chromatin remodeler activity. Gene Ontology annotation, cellular component: nucleus. The transcript is spliced from 22 exons. Gene Ontology annotation, biological process: reciprocal meiotic recombination; double-strand break repair via synthesis-dependent strand annealing.
GGUCUAGAUAUAGAUAAAGAUGGAAAGCAAUCCUAUCGAAAAGUGAUCGGACUUUAUUAAUGCUCAGUAUUGAAGUACGGGAAUGACAUUGUCGCUGCUGCAGUAACGAAUUAGAAGGCUUCUGAAAUGCUGAGAAGACAGGCUCCCAGUCAGAUUGCAUUGGGGACUGGUAUAAAGAGAAAGGAAACAGAAGAUGGAGAGUCAACCAGAGAAGCCAGAACAGUUCAAUUGUCUAGUAGGAAGAAGGCACAUCUCAAUGGGUCAGGAGGGACGCAACGCACCAGCCACCUGAAGGGACUGCCUCCAGGCAUGUGUAGGAUGAGGCAACCCCUGGCAGUCAGGACAUCAGUGCAGGAUGGAGGAGACAGAUCAAGCAGGAUGAGUGAUCAUGAAGCCUUGAUCAAGAAGAUUUUGUCCAAGCCAUUCAAAGUGCCAAUUUUAAACUACCAAGCCACUGAAGGUCCAAGGGGGCUGGGAAUGCGCAGACAAGGUGUCAGACAACCUCUCCACGACCCAACAGAAGAGGGAGCCCUGGUUCUCUUCUCCCCACCGGAGCUGAGUGCUCAUGAACAGCUGUCUGUUGAUAAAGAGAAACAACCUGUCCAUGUGGUAGUGGAUCCCAUACUGAGUAAGGUGUUACGACCCCAUCAGCGAGAGGGUGUCAAGUUUCUAUGGGACUGUGUUACUGGAAGAAGAAUAGAGGGCAGUUUUGGAUGCAUCAUGGCUGAUGAAAUGGGUUUGGGAAAAACACUGCAGUGUGUGACGCUGAUGUGGACCUUAUUACGGCAGAGUCCAGAUUGUAAACCUGAAAUAGACAAAGUAAUAGUUGUAGCACCUUCUAGUCUGGUUAAGAAUUGGUACAAUGAGAUCCGUAAGUGGCUCGGAGGGAAGGUUAACCCCUUGGCCAUCGACUCUGGUACUAAGAAAGAGAUUGAUAGGAACUUGGAUUCCUUCAUGAGGCAGCAGGGUCGACGGACACCCACCCCCAUUCUGAUCAUCUCCUACGAGACGUUCAGGUUACAUGCUGAGGUCCUACACAAGGGAGAGGUGGGACUGGUUAUUUGUGAUGAGGGUCAUCGCUUGAAGAACUGUGAGAACCAGACCUACCAGGCUCUGAAUGGUCUUCCAGGGAAGAGGCGGGUACUGCUGUCAGGGACACCCAUCCAGAAUGAUCUUCUAGAGUACUUCAGUCUCGUUCACUAUGUCAACCAAGGCAUUCUAGGCACCGCCCAGGAGUUUAAGAAGAACUUUGAGAGCCCCAUCCUACGAGGAAGGGAUUCUUGUGCAUCAGACAAGGAGAAGCAGAGGGGACAGGAGAAACUGCAGCAGCUUGCCAUAUUAGUGAACAAGUGUAUUAUCAGGAGGACAGCUUCUCUGCUAGCUAAAUAUCUGCCUGUGAAAGUGGAGCAGGUGGUAUGCUGUAGGCUCACCUCCAUGCAGUCCUGUAUUUAUCAGCAGUAUGUGAAGGCCAUGAUGAAAGAAUGCCGGAUGAAGACUCAGGGCAAAGUCUCUACGCUCUCUGCUAUCACCCACCUCAAGAAACUCUGCAAUCAUCCUGCUCUUGUGUAUGACAAGUGUGUUUCUUCCAAAGAUGGCUUCCAUGAUAUGCUUCAGAACUUUCCUCCUGGCUACAACAACAAACAACUCAGACCAGAGCUUUCCGGGAAGAUGCAGGUCCUGGACUACAUCCUUGCCAUCACCAAGACAUCCUCAUCAGACAAGGUGGUCUUGGUAUCUAACUACACUCAAACCCUAGAUGUCUUUGAGCAGCUCUGUAGGUUGAGAGGAUAUCUGUUUGUCCGUCUAGAUGGGUCGAUGUCCAUCAAAAAGAGAGCCAAAGUGGUGGACAGCUUCAACAAUCCAAAUAGUCCUGAGUUCAUCUUCAUGUUGAGUAGCAAGGCGGGUGGGUGUGGUCUCAAUCUGAUCGGAGCCAAUCGUCUGGUCAUGUUUGAUCCUGACUGGAAUCCGGCCAACGAUGACCAGGCCAUGGCCAGGGUGUGGAGAGAUGGGCAGAAGAAACGGUGCUUCAUCUACAGGCUUCUAGCGACAGGAACGAUUGAAGAGAAGAUCUUCCAGCGACAGGCACACAAGAAGGCCCUCUCUAGCUGCGUAGUGGACAAUGAGGAGGAUGUGGAGAGGCAUUUCUCCGUGGAUGAACUCAAGGAUCUCUUCCGGUUCAAGGAGGGCACACUCAGUGACACCCAUGACAAGUUCAAGUGCAAUAGAUGUAUAAACAACAUCCAAGUUCGGCUUCCUCCCAAUGACUCGGACUGCAACAGUGAUCUAUCCCAGUGGAACCAUUGUGCGGACAAACGUGGCAUCGAGGACCAGGUCCUGAAAGGGGUCUGGGACACCAAGAAUGUGUCUUUCGUCUUCCAUCACAAGUCACAUGAACAGAUUAGGACAGUCUGAGAACUUUAGAAGACGGUGUGAAGGUCUAGGGCUAGAAUGUUUAAAGAAACAUUAAGUCUAGAUUCAUGAGGACCAGGUCCUGAAAGGGUCUGGGCCUCCCAGAAUGUAUCUUUCGUCUGCCAGCACAAUCACAUAAACAGAUUAGGACAGUCUGAGGACUGUACAAGACCGUGUAAAGGUCUGGGGCUAGAAUGUUUAAAGAAACAUUUAGUCUAGAUCUAUCAGGACCAGGUCCUGAAAAAUCUGGGCCUCCCAGAAUGUGUCUUUCGUUUGCCAUCACAAGUCACAUAAAUAGAUUAGGACAAUCUGAGAACUGUACAAGACAGUGUAAAGGUCUGGGGCUAGAAUGUUUAAAGAAACAUUUAGUCUAGAUUAUGAGGACCAGAUAAUGACAGGGGCCUGGGUCACAAGGAAUGUGUUUUUUGUUCUCUAUCACAAGUCUCAUGAACAGAUUAGAACAGUCUGAUAAGUUCUAGAUCUAGCAAGAUUCUUUUCAUAAAACAUGAAGCGUUUCCUUAUUAGGAUCAUGUCAUUCUUCUUCUUCCGUUUGAGUACAGACCUCUUUACAGAGUAUUAUCUUACUAUACUGGGGGUGUGUGCAGGUGGACCACUACACCGGGGU